AUGGAGUCGGGUAAGGUAAAGUUGCAGUCUAGAAUAGCCAAGUAUUUCCUCAAAUGAGCUCCUCAAAUCUAAUUCGUUGUAAUUUUUGACGAAACGGACUAUAACUGUUCAAAUAACUUUAUUUUUUUCAGUCAUAUCAACCUCCCAAGGCAUUGAUGUUGUGAUUUACGGCCUGACCUUGUCCUCCAUUCUCAUCACUUCCAAUUUGCUGCUCAUUUUGCUGACUGUUUGCGGGAAAAGUAAGAAAAAUGCGAAGAAAAAUAAGAAACACAAGAAGAAGAGUAAAAACAGGAAGAAGAGCAAGAGCCAUUCCAAAUCCAAGCAAGGAAAGCCUGGACUUUAUCCGACUCCGUUGGUAGGUUACAGAAAAAAUGUUACAGUAACCUCAAAUAAUGACUUCAAUUUCCAGGAUGAAAAAUUCGGAAUUCCCGGCGAAGAGCAACGCGCUGUGUCUCCAAUCAAGGCCGCCCAGCCUCAGCCGGAGCCAGCAGAGGCUUCAACUCCACCACGUGUGAAGCCGGUAGAGAAGUCGAAAGAGACGCCGCUAAAACCGCCCGGCGAACAGCCAAAAGCCGAGGAAAAGGUGGAGAAGAAAGAGCCUGAGGUGGAAAAGGAGGAAGAUGUGGGUCUACAGCGACAUAUCUUUUGUCUUGCCAUGUCUGAUCAAUCCAUUUCACCAAUUUCUUUCAGAAGGUCUCCAGCGCCGAUAAGCCCGCCGAAAAGAACGCCGAAGACAAUAAAAAGAAGUCGAGUUCCGAAAAAGAAUCCAAGAAGGCAACUACAGAGACCAAGACCACCAAAACCAGCUCAACAGAUGUAAAACUGAGUGAAGAAAAAACUAAAAAAUUGACGGAUCCAAAAUUGUUCGAAUAUGAAGACGAAGAACUCAAGGAAGAUGAAGAAGAAGAGACCUCGGAGGAACAGAAGAUGGUGAGCAGACAAAAAAGACAAGCGGUCACUCCAUCGGUGGCACCAAGUGGAGAUACGACCAAUGUUUCCACAGACUACGAUUAUGAUCAAUGCCCGGACAUGACGCCGGAAGCGUUUAUUCAGGUCGAAAAGUUUUUGACAGAGCAUUAUUAUUGA
Messenger RNA from Bursaphelenchus xylophilus (pine wood nematode), 1086 nucleotides. The record is from the annotation of a GenBank genome assembly. NCBI's taxonomy places the organism in Eukaryota, Metazoa, Nematoda, Chromadorea, Rhabditida, Aphelenchoididae.